Lotus japonicus is the source of this 1414-nucleotide messenger RNA. Its product is annotated as agamous-like MADS-box protein AGL15. The record is from RefSeq and is a predicted model, not a curated record. Gene Ontology annotation, cellular component: nucleus. Gene Ontology annotation, biological process: positive regulation of transcription by RNA polymerase II. NCBI's taxonomy places the organism in Eukaryota, Viridiplantae, Streptophyta, Magnoliopsida, Fabales, Fabaceae. Gene Ontology annotation, molecular function: RNA polymerase II cis-regulatory region sequence-specific DNA binding; protein dimerization activity; DNA-binding transcription factor activity, RNA polymerase II-specific. The transcript has 9 exons. Bases 165 to 929 code for a protein of 254 amino acids.
AGUCAUGCAACAAGUCUAAAAAAGAUAUACAACAGAGCCAUGCAAAGUUGCCGUUUCCAGCACUCGCCAUUUGGGGGAAAAUCUCAACUGGGUUUUUCAGUUUUUGUGGUUUUGAUCAUUUGGGUUUCUGGGUUUUGAGAAGCUGGUUGCAGAGAGAAAGGAAAAUGGGUCGGGGUAAGAUUGAAAUCAAGAAAAUAGAGAAUGCUAAUAGCAGGCAAGUCACAUUCUCCAAGAGGAGAACUGGGUUGCUCAAGAAGGCAAAGGAGCUAGCCAUUCUCUGUGAUGCUGAGGUUGCUGUUAUCAUCUUCUCCAACACAGGCAAAAUGUUUGAGUUUUCCAGUUCUGGUAUGAAGCACACACUUUCAAGAUACAACAAAUGUAAGGAUUCUUCAGAGGCAGAAGUAGUGGAACCUAAAACGGAGGAACUCUGUUUAACAGAGAAGGAAGAUUCUAAGAUGGUGGAUAUUCUUCAAGAUGAAAUUGCAAAGCUAGAAACGAAGCAAUUACGGCUUCUGGGUAAGGACUUAACUGGAUUGGGCUUAAAGGAACUGCAAAAUCUAGAGCAGCAACUUAAUGAAGGUUUAUCGUCUGUAAAGGAGAGGAAGGAGGAAUUGCUUAUGGAGCAACUGGAGCAGUCAAGAGUUCAGGAGCAGAGAGCCAUGCUGGAGAAUGAAACUUUACGGAGACAGGUUGAGGAGCUUCGUUGUUUGUUUCCAUUAACAGAGCAUAUAGUCCCAACUUAUCUUCAGUAUCACCAUAUGGAAAGAAAGAAUGCCUUUGUAGAUAAUGGUGUUAAAAGUUCUAGCUUAUUCAGUAUCUGUGCAAAUGAGAAAGGAGAUUCAGACACCACAUUGCAUUUAGGGUUGCCGACUGAUGUUCAUCGCAAGAGGAAGGCACCUGAGAAAGAAACCUUUUCUAAUGAUUCAUAGAUUCAUAUGGCUCUAAUUACUCUGAUCCAGCUCUGACUUUCUUGUUUCAACAAGGUAAAGUGGAACUUGAGACUAAUAUAGUGCAGGUAGUUGUGCACAGUGUCAGUUAAAUCACAGAGGAAAAGUAGGACCCUAGGUGACCCCCCAAACUAUAAAUGUAGAAUUUGACUCUUUUAGAAUAUUGACAAGCUGCAGAUUAUUACCAGCUUUACCAAAUUUUGGUGUCAUUGGCUGGAAAUGUCUUACAUUAUGAACUUUGUUUUAGGUUAUCAUGAAAAAUAUGCUUAAGCUUGUUUAAUUGCUGUACAAGUUAUCUUGCCUUCAAUUUUUUUCAUUUUACCUUAUCAUUUACAGUGAGGAACCUGGUUGCAUUCUCCUAAACUGAGGUGAUCAAUGGUUGAGUGAUAACAUCAAAUUCUAGGUUUCUGUUGUAGUUGCCUUUUCUUUCAUGCGUCAAAGUUCUCUCCCAAUUUUCUGUUCUGCUA